Schizophyllum commune H4-8 is the source of this 722-nucleotide messenger RNA. RefSeq lists its product as uncharacterized. The coding region runs from base 294 to 674 and encodes 126 amino acids. The record is from RefSeq and is a predicted model, not a curated record. The transcript has a single exon. NCBI's taxonomy places the organism in Eukaryota, Fungi, Basidiomycota, Agaricomycetes, Agaricales, Schizophyllaceae.
CCUAUCGCCUAGUCGGGCGCUUCUAUCACCUAUAGCAGCCUUUCUAUUGCGAGCGCGACCUUUCGAUUGCGAGUGACCCGCCAUCGCGAACAUGCUUCCCGUGGCCUUUCUAUUGCGAGCGGUGCCCUCCGAGAGCAAGUGUAGGCUGACCUGGUCCGCUGCUCAGGAUGGUGCACUAGCGGCUCCUCUUCAGUUGCGCCUAUUGACAAUGGAUCGUCCACGCCUCGGACUACGACGACCAUGACCUAUCCACGCCCUGCGAUGACCUAUGGACAGACUGCGAUGGCCUAUUCAUGCCCCCGAGGGCCCAUGCAAGCCUCCGAAGGGCUGUCCGUGUCUCCGAGACGCGCAUCCCUCUGAAUAGCACCGUCGCUGCUCCUCCCGGAUCGCAAGCCCAGCCCUCGCAACUGCGCGAUCCUCAUCGCCAGUCGCGACCUGUCCUCACCGACAAUAAACUUGCUCUGACCGCAGCUCCGUGUACUCACCGCCAGGCCUCCCUGCAUCUUGAUAACGAUAUGAACGCGAUCUUACACGCUAUACGCCCCGAUAUCUUACACGCGCGCAUGCGACCUCACGAUCCUCGUGUCCGAGGCGUGUUCGAGAGAUAUCAUCACAGGGCGCGUCAGCCUCGAGGCAUCGCGCGAGCUCACGAUCCUCGAGGCGAAUGCGACUGAUCUCAUGCGAUCACCCAAGCAACCUAUUCGUCCUCUGCCAGCGCUCAA